Molecule: messenger RNA, 324 nt
Organism: Chionomys nivalis (European snow vole)
Lineage: Eukaryota; Metazoa; Chordata; Mammalia; Rodentia; Cricetidae
Gene: Guca2b
Product: guanylate cyclase activator 2B
Exons: 3
Coding region: 1-324 (107 amino acids)
Cellular component (GO): extracellular region
Molecular function (GO): guanylate cyclase activator activity
Source: RefSeq, a predicted model, not a curated record
AUGCCGGGGAGUCAACUGUGGGCUGCCAUGGUCCUGCUGCUGCUGCUGCAGGGUGCACAGUCCGUCUACAUCAAGUACAAUGGCUUCCAAGUACAACUGGAAUCGGUGAAGAAGCUGAGUGAGUUGGAGAAGGAGCAGAUGUCCAACCCCCAACUGAAAACCAGUAGCCUCCUACCCGGUGUGUGCCAUGACCCAGCCUUGCCCGUGGACCUCCAGCCUGUUUGUGCCUCCCAGGAAGCUGCCAGCAUCUUCAAGGCCUUGAGGACCAUAGCCACCGACGAAUGCGAGCUGUGUAUAAAUGUCGCCUGUACUGGCUGUGGCUGA